This is a messenger RNA of Aspergillus campestris IBT 28561, 695 nucleotides long. RefSeq names its product cytochrome b5-like heme/steroid binding domain-containing protein. The coding region runs from base 170 to 424 and encodes 84 amino acids. Gene Ontology annotation, cellular component: membrane; intracellular membrane-bounded organelle. Gene Ontology annotation, molecular function: heme binding. The transcript is spliced from 2 exons. The record is from RefSeq and is a predicted model, not a curated record. Lineage: Eukaryota; Fungi; Ascomycota; Eurotiomycetes; Eurotiales; Aspergillaceae.
CCCGGAUAUAUCAUCAAUCAAGUGGAGCCAGAACAUCAUAGGUGUUUAAUACUCUAGACCGAACCUUUCUUUCCUCCUCACUAGAUCACCUCAAUACAUACACCUACCUACCUUCCACCUCAAACCCAACCAAAGACACAAUCAAACGAAGAAAUAAAAACCAACCAAAAUGUCCAAAACAUUCACCCCCGCAGACGUCUCCUCGCACAACAGCCCCGACAAAGGCCUCUACAUCAUCAUCGACGCCAACGUCUACGACGUGACCAACUUCGUGGAUGAGCAUCCUGGCGGCGCUAAGAUCCUGAAGCGCGUUGCCGGCAAGGAUGCGUCGAAGCAGUUCUGGAAGUACCACAACGAGUCCGUGCUGAAGAAGUACUCGCCCAAGCUCAAGAUCGGCGAGGUCAAGGAUGCUGCGAAGCUGUGAGGGAUAUCAAUGAUAACCUGUUAUUACAUUAUUACAACUCGCUUUGGGAGAUACCUAUUUUCGAAAGGAAACGAAAGAAAGAUCUGAGAUAAACCACUUGAACGGAGGGAAAUACAAGACGAUGUGAAAGAUGUGACAUAUAGAGAAUGCGCAUAGUGACUAUGGUUUCAGAACCGAUGUCGUUGUGUUUUGACUAGAAGCAUUGUAUUGUCUUUUUUGGAUCGCUAGAUGAAUCUGUAUGCUACUAAAGUUAUUCCUUAUCCUAUCCGAG